AGAAAAAAGCGCGGAAACUCACCUUGUCCUUUUUGCCCCCAAAUCCUUCGAGGUAGCACCACGCAGCUUCGUUCAUGGCAUCCGUAUCUCCUAGAUUUGCCGCCGUCUCGUAAUACUGCCUUGCUGCAACUUUGUCGACCGGAACUCCCCAGCCGUGGCGGAAGCAGUUUGCCAACUCGAAGAUUGCAAGCACCAGCUCGCCCUUGGCGGCGCCUCCCUUUUUCAUUCCGGCUUUCAAAGCAUCAGAUUCAAUGGUGGCAGAGUUGGACGCUGCAGCUGACAAAUAGGUGACUGCUUUUGCAGGAUCAGGCUCACAGCCCCAGCCAUGCCGCAGCGACAGGCCGUAGAGGACUUGGGAUAAGACGUUGCCUGACUCUGCAAGUUGGUGGAACAUUUCGGUUGCCUCCUUGAGGUCACCAGACUCGUGGAGCUGGAUUGCUUUCUGGAUGUCAAUGUCGCUCUCUGGGUCGUUUAUGCUUCGAGGCCGCGAUGGAGAUUGCCCAGGGAGGCCCAAAUUGAGCGUCUCUAGCUCGCCUGUCAAAGAAUGAGCUGGCAUGGCAGGGCUUUUGCUCGCCAAAAUGGUCGCACGUUCCUCCCACUUCGCUUCUGUCUCUUGACGAUCACCAGAUUCGGCAUAUGUUUCGUCAAUUUCGGGGAGAUCAGAAGGCAGAUUGACCGAGCUCGUGCUCGCAGAACGAUCCCUAUUCAGAUGCAGCCGCUCAGACAGGCGUCGAUGUUCCUUCUUUUCUUUCUCUGGGGAAGACACGUCGGCAGCACCGGGACUGUGGCUCUUUCGGAAUCGACCAAAUGAGCGUCUCGAUGGAGAAGGACUCUUGGGUUCGACGGACGCAGCGAGCUCUGGGUCAUCCUCAAAUCCAGGAGGCUUGAUGUAUUCUUCUGUAUGCGUGUCGGUGCGGACAAAGGUGAAUUCGGUCGCCUGAGGCAGGGGAGGCGGUUGAAAAGCGACAUCACUAUCGAUCUUGUCCUUCUUCUUGAGCAAGUCUCUCAGAGGCAUUGUAGGCGGUAGCGGUGGAUGGGGGAGAGUCUCUAGGGUGGAAUCGACACAGAUUGUGGGGUGGGUGGAAGGGCUUUUGAGGAAGAGCUGGCGGGCGAAGGUGGUCAGGAGAUGCUGCGAUAUUGACAGUACCUCUUAAUAUGCAUGCAGGACUUCCACAUGAGGAUGCGAGGCAGAAGAGUUGGAUGCGACUGCGUUGCGGCUGUGCGAGCGGUUACUGGCGAGCUGGGGGUGAGAUUGGCAGUGGUGGCAGCGUUUGUUGGUGUCUUGGAAGGGGGAAUUUGACGGCGUGUCUUGAGGCAUGGCGGUGCACGGGGGCCUAAACAACCACCCCGACAGCUACCUAUUUCUCUACCUACAAUUCACCAUUCCCACAGCUGCUAGAUGGCGAUCAUGCGCUCUGGUGGCCAUUGAGCGUUCAAUCAGUUCUGCGCCCGGCGCAGCCUCCUGCUCUUCAAUCCCCCUUGCAUCCACGGCGCCAUAUUGUUGUUUGUGACACCCACUGACAGGCUUGGGUUCCCUGCCAGGGAUGAAACAUUUGGCUCGAAGCAGCCAAGUGAGGGGCAGUGAGCAAUGGCCACGCUGCCCUGCUGAGAGAUUGGCGAAGUCGAAUACUGGCGAUCUAGCAACCUACUUUUUACCUCAUUCCUCUCCGUCCUCCCUUUGCCAUCACUUCUCUGCCAUCUGUUCACUUGGACCUCAAUCUCAGGAGCUCCCUCUCCAGCCUAGCCAUGCAGCUCCUAGAUCUGCCCAAGGAAAUCCUAGAACAUAUCUCGUCGUAUCUGCCCCCUGCGGACAUUGUCCGUCUGGGUCGAACUUGCAAGGCUGCACAUGACUUUGUGCGUCCUCAAAACCAGACUCUCUGGAGAGCUGCAUUCUUGCAUGUCUUUGAUGAUCCGAAUGAUGCUUGGUCCAUGAUGCCCGGCCACACGCCACUGGCAACAGAGCGCCAGUGGGAUUGGCACCAUGAACUUUAUACAAGACUAAUGGCGCUGCGAGGUGUCCAGUCAAAACAGUGUGGGUUUGACAGUCAGGCUGAAGCCUAUCUCACCACCCUACUCGACAUCCGCGACACGGCCAAAUUCGAACUCAAUGCUCGGGACAUUGCUAGUGGCAAAGUUCCCCGAGAGGACGACCGGACAACUUCACUGAACCUCCAAGUCCUCUCCGCCCUGACCGCCCAUCGAGAUGGCAUCGAAAGUCUCAUCCACGAUACGGGAAUGCAGAGGACGCUGCGGCACGCCAGAUCUGACGAGCGUCUGUUGGGUGCGACACUGCGGUUCACCAGGAGCAUGGCCGCGAGCACAAAUGACCAGAACCGGCCCGAAUCCGCCUCAAGGCUCCAUGUGUUUUACGGUCUGACUACUCGUGAGCGCAUCGAGCACCGGGCUAGAGGUGCGGCCAGGCGGAAAGUGUACAAUUGGAGUAUGAGCGGACCGGACAAUGAAUACAGCCCCUUUCGGCGAGAUGGCAGCGGCACGGUCGACUGGUCGCUCCUCGAGGCGAUAGUCAGCGUCAUCAGCCGCAACUUUUCCAUGUGUGUCGAAGGCCGCCUCGCCCUGCCUCAAGGUUUCUGUUAUUCUCUGCCGCACCGUACACUGGCCGACCCGACCAGCCCCAAUGACUGGGCCCGGGUCACCGGGACGUGGCUGGGGACUUACUCUUGGAUCGACCACAAUGACCUCGUCGCAUUUAACACCUGGAAUAAUGACAUCGCCACUCAGCCGACCCUGGACGACGAACCCGAAGACUGUGGCGAACUGAUGAGGCUCGAACUCCGGCUCGACGACACCGUUGCGUCAGAUCCACGCCUGGCGACAUCGCUUCCCGCGUCUACUGACCUACCCGUGCUACACUUCUCUGGCGUUUCCCACAGCCACACCUCGAUGCACCGCCCGGCCAUCGGAGUCAGAGGUUGUGCGAGCCUUGUCCCGGGUGGACGAGAGGUAAGGUGGAAAUUCAUCAUCAACUACGCCGGCCAUGAUCAGUGGCAGUUGGAAGGUGUCCAGCCAGGGGGCAUCAGAUCCGGGGGCGUGUUUGGGCUGUGGACGCAAUGGGAUCAUGACGAGCUGGGCCCUAUCGGACCCUUCUGCUACUUCCCGAGGGAGCUGUGCAAGCCAACCAGCGUUGUGUUGGCUACUUGAUGUGCAAUGAACGAGCGAGACGAAGUUACGACAUUUGACCUUUACAUCAGGCGAUUUGUGUCCUCCAGAGCCUGCACCAGGAAUCGCUUGACGAGUGGUUCCAAGGCCAUGCCACGCGCUGCUCCCUCACGUGGUCCUUGACGGUCCGCCAUGAUCUAUCGUCAUCAGUUCCGGGAUAACUUAGAGAUCGCCAUGUCCUCACAUUUGCAUGGGAUCAGCCGGGCCCGACGUCGAAAAGCCGACACUCAGGAUCGCCCGUCCUGGGGUCUCGGUACCCCCUUUGAGCAAGCACCAUUCGAUAUAUCGGCCAGACUCGUUCAAUUUAUCGUCAUUCCAUAUACAAUGCAGCUUUUGUCUUCUCGGUGCUUGGAUAGCUAGUUGGUCUUCAGCGAGACACAUGGUCGGGAGGCAAGCAGGAAGUCGCUCUUUCGGCACAUCGGAGUCCGCGAAGUUCGUUUGUAAGAACAGACGCUAUAGAAAACUGGCAUAUACUAGCCUUGGGCAGCCAUUGUUGGAAUCUGUCCGAGCAUUGGAUGUUGGAUGUUGGAUGGGAGUGGGAGUGGGAUGUAUCAUAUGUAGCAUUCUCGUUGUCAAAGGGUCUUGGGAAAGUCGAGGUGACGGAGUUUGAGAGUGACGGGCAGAAACUCGCAGGGCAUGCAUGAUGUUACGAAGAUUUUCGACUCCCAUCCCCUUUCCGCGCAGGCAAUGCCAUACCAUGGCUCGCGGCAAAUAUAAUCUUAGUCUCCUUC
Molecule: messenger RNA, 3908 nt
Organism: Cladophialophora immunda
Lineage: Eukaryota; Fungi; Ascomycota; Eurotiomycetes; Chaetothyriales; Herpotrichiellaceae
Exons: 1
Coding region: 1747-3159 (470 amino acids)
Molecular function (GO): protein binding
Source: RefSeq, a predicted model, not a curated record